Messenger RNA from Peronospora matthiolae, 210 nucleotides. NCBI's taxonomy places the organism in Eukaryota, Oomycota, Peronosporomycetes, Peronosporales, Peronosporaceae. The record is from the annotation of a GenBank genome assembly.
AUGGAGUCGGACGAUUCCGUCGGCAUCCAGCGAAUGUCUCUAGGCCCAAGUGGUACAACACGUCUACGCGAUCGAGUCGAGUCGGUGAAGCUGAACUCGCGAUCGAAGGCCACAGUUGCUAAAGAGCAGAUGACGACUAUUUCGCAAGGACUACUGCAGACAUACCUCGAUGAGGCCAUGGAACGUUUUUGCCAAGAUCAACGGGAAUGA